Molecule: messenger RNA, 1801 nt
Organism: Urocitellus parryii (Arctic ground squirrel)
Lineage: Eukaryota; Metazoa; Chordata; Mammalia; Rodentia; Sciuridae
Gene: Lhx6
Product: LIM homeobox 6
Biological process (GO): forebrain neuron development; neuron differentiation; regulation of transcription by RNA polymerase II
Cellular component (GO): nucleus
Molecular function (GO): RNA polymerase II transcription regulatory region sequence-specific DNA binding; DNA-binding transcription factor activity, RNA polymerase II-specific
Source: RefSeq, a predicted model, not a curated record
GGACGGGCCCCCCCUCUGCGCGGCUCUCGGAGCUGCACGCCGACUGAGCCCGCCGCUCCAGGGCCCAUGUACUGGAAGCAUGAGAACGCUGCCCCGGCGCUGCCCGAGGGCUGCCGGCUGCCGGCGGAGGGCGGCCCCGCCACCGACCAGGUGAUGGCCCAGCCAGGGUCCGGCUGCAAAGCGACCACCCGCUGUCUUGAAGGGACCGCGCCGCCUGCCAUGGCUCAGUCAGACGCCGAGGCUCUGGCAGGCUCUYUGGACAAGGAAGAGGGUCGGGCCUCCCCGUGUACGCCUAGCACCCCGUCUGUCUGCUCGCCGCCCUCUGCCGCCUCCUCCGUGCCGUCCGCGGGCAAGAACAUCUGCUCCAGCUGCGGCCUGGAGAUCCUGGACCGGUAUCUGCUCAAGGUCAACAACCUCAUCUGGCACGUGCGGUGCCUCGAGUGCUCCGUUUGUCGCACGUCGCUGAGGCAGCAGAACAGCUGCUACAUCAAGAACAAGGAAAUUUUCUGCAAGAUGGACUACUUCAGCCGAUUUGGGACCAAGUGCGCCCGGUGUGGCCGACAGAUCUACGCCAGCGACUGGGUGCGCAGGGCGCGCGGCAACGCCUACCACCUGGCCUGCUUCGCCUGCUUCUCCUGCAAGCGCCAGCUCUCCACCGGCGAGGAGUUCGGCCUGGUUGAGGAAAAGGUGCUGUGCCGCAUCCACUACGACACCAUGAUCGAGAACCUCAAGAGAGCCGCCGAGAAUGGGAACGGCCUCACGUUGGAGGGGGCAGUGCCCUCGGAACAGGACAGUCAGCCCAAGCCGGCCAAGCGCGCGCGGACGUCCUUCACCGCGGAGCAGCUGCAGGUUAUGCAGGCACAGUUCGCGCAGGACAACAACCCGGACGCGCAGACGCUGCAGAAGCUGGCGGACAUGACAGGCCUCAGCCGGAGGGUCAUCCAGGUGUGGUUUCAAAACUGCCGGGCGCGUCAUAAAAAGCACACACCGCAGCACCCAGUGCCGCCCUCUGGGGCGCCCCCGUCCCGCCUUCCCUCCGCCCUGUCCGACGACAUCCACUACUCUCCGUUCAGCAGCCCCGAGCGGGCGCGCAUGGUCACCCUGCACGGCUACAUUGAGAGUCAUCCUUUUUCAGUACUAACGCUGUCGGCACUUCCGCAUCUGUCCAUGGGCACCCCACAGCUGCCCCUCAGCCGCUGAGAUCCAGUGUCCAAACUGUGGCCAGGGAUCCACCGCCUCCGCAUCCACCCCCACCCGCCAUUCUGCCCGCCGCCAGCUGGGCCCCCAGGCCUGGCCUUCCCUCUCCUGCUGAGAACCAGAACUGGCCAGGAGCAUCACAGAGUCCUCCUCUUGGAAGGCAGAGCUCCCUGAAAUUUGGAAUCAGGGUGAAAACAACAGCCUGUUUUUCCCAUUUAAACAGGAGUCAUCUUCAACUUCAGCUGAUUACAACAGCAAAAGACAAAUUGAAUCAUGCGACACCAACAGCCUCCUAAUUUACAGGUUUUCUUCCCCGCCCUCCCACCCCCAUUGGCCUUUAUUUACUACUUCCUUGGAACCAUCUCUGAAUUCCGAAUAGCCGACAACCCCCAAUGUCAUCCACUCUGUUGCUUUUGUCUGGAAAACUCUACAGUGUUUGUGGGAUGUCCCCAAAGGAAAGCUAUGUUCUAAUUUUAUCAUUUCCAUCUGUCUGGUUAUGUCAAGUUAAUUCAGAAAGAGAAGAGACACUGACCAACCCUGAGAGGCCCAGUAGGGCAGAGAUGGAGGCCUGCCCAGACCAAGAGGCAGAGGGACAGGCGGGGGA